CCAUUCAGUUCCCAAGAUGAAUUUAAUUUUGCUGUUGAUUGGCUUGAGCUGCGGCAUCUGCUCCAUUUACGCACUGAAAUGCAGAUCCCAGGAAGGAUUAGGUGAAGCGGAGCUCAAGCGAACUGUGCGCAGCUGCAUGCAUCGCCAGGACGACGACGAGGAUCGAGGACGCGGUGGACAGGGUCGGCAGGGCAAGGGGUAUGAGUACGGUUACGGAAUGGAUCAGGAUGAGGAGCAGGACAGGAAUCCAGGCAGCAGGGGCGGCUAUGGCAAUCGCAGGCAACGGGGACUGAGGCAAUCGGAUGGAAGGAACCACACCAGCAGCGAUGGAGGUCAGUGUGUGGCGCAGUGCUUUUUCGAGCAGAUGAAUAUGGUGGAUGGCAAUGGGAUGCCCGAUCGGCGCAAGGUGAGCUAUAUGCUGACCAAGGACCUUCGGGAUCGGGAGCUGCGCAACUUCUACACGGACACCGUGCAGCAGUGCUUCCGGUAUCUGGAGAGCAACGGAAGGGGUCGGCACCACAAGUGCGCGGUGGCCCGGGAACUGGUCAAGUGCAUGUCGGAGUACGCGAAGGCGCAGUGCGAGGAUUGGGAGGAGCACGGCAACAUGCUCUUCAACUAGGAGUAAACUUACCCCACUUUUUAGGUCCUCGCAGCGGUCCAGGAAGCGCUCGUGGUUGUCCCGGAUCCCGCCAUCGGUGUUCUCCUCCAGCUGAUAGAAGACGCACUCCAGUUGCUGCUGCUUCUGGGCAUGCAUCUCCUUGAACGCGGCGGAGUCCUGCUCCCACUGGCUCAGCACCGCCUGCUUGUCGUCCUCGUAGAUCGUCCGGAAGAACUCGAUGCGAUCUCUGUGGGUAUCUGGGUUGGAAAUAAGUAAUUUUUCGAAUUAUUCUUACGGCUUAUAAUACACGUACGUAAAAAUACUCUAAUAA
Drosophila erecta is the source of this 929-nucleotide messenger RNA. RefSeq names its product general odorant-binding protein 71 (gene Obp59a). The coding region runs from base 17 to 619 and encodes 200 amino acids. Lineage: Eukaryota; Metazoa; Arthropoda; Insecta; Diptera; Drosophilidae. The transcript has 2 exons. Gene Ontology annotation, molecular function: odorant binding. The record is from RefSeq and is a predicted model, not a curated record.